Durusdinium trenchii is the source of this 780-nucleotide messenger RNA. Lineage: Eukaryota; Dinophyceae; Suessiales; Symbiodiniaceae. The record is from the annotation of a GenBank genome assembly.
AUGGCCACCGACAAGGAGUUACAGUUGCGUGAGGAGCUGAGCCGCGCUGCGGUGGACGUGGCACAGUGCCGAGCCCAGCUGCGGAGCGCCCGGCAGGCGCUCAGCGCGGCAGAGCUGCGAGAGGAGGAGCUGAAAGCCCAGCUGGAGGACCUGCAGUCAAGGAGGAAAAGUUCCAGCUCUUCAGACGACUGGUUGAAGAAACAGAGUUGGACCCAGAAGCUGCGGGUACUUUGUGAAGAUGUUUUUGGAGUGACUUCCUUCCGCACAAAUCAGGAAGAAGCCCUCAAUGCUUUGAUGGCUAAGCGGGAUGUGUUUUUGGUGGCACCCACUGGAGCGGGGAAGUCUCUUUGCUUCCAAGCGCCAUCAAUUCUCACAGGCAACUUGACGCUGGUCGUGAGCCCCUUGCUGUCACUGAUGCAGGACCAGGUGAUGUCUUUGCGGGCCCUGGGCAUUGGUGCUGCUAUGCUCUCGAGCAAUGAUUCCAGGGAGGAGCAGACCAGGAUCCGCAAAGCCAUGAGCAAGCUAACUGCUGCAAAAAGCAGUUCUGACACAGGCGAGUUGCGGCUGCUGUACUUGACGCCAGAGAGGCUGGCAAAAAGCAAGCUGGUCAUGAACCUGCUGGAGAAGAUCUACGCCUCUGGGCGUUUGGGCCUCAUUGCCAUCGAUGAGGCUCAUUGCAUCUCCCAGUGGGGUCAUGACUUUCGGCAGGACUACGAAAGACUUGCGGCUUUACGCAUUCAGUCCCUUGUCGUUGCGCAGCUUUUUUCUGGCCCUGGCUGA